ACUUGGAAUCACGGAUAUUUAUAAACAUAAUCUUUUUGUGUGAUCUUUUUUACCGCUCCAGCUCAAUAAAUAGACUGACUUUUGAGUUUGGACCGGUCUACGUCUGUCAGUAGUUAGGACAUUUUAACAAUUAACACGAUUAAAAUUGUCUUUGGUCCCACCUAUUCAUUUUCGGUGUUUGUGACUGAGACUGAGCAUGCUGAGACUCAUGUCAUGACUUGAGAUCUCAACCUGGCCACUCAUUCAAUGAACAAGGUUAUUAUGUGGUUUAGCCCUUCUGAAAUACAUGUAAUAGUAAUGCUUCAACAAGAAGGAAGGACAAAUGGACAAGCAGAGACAAAUAAAUUGAUACCCUACUGUCAAAUUUUGCAGUUCCUGAAAAAUAUAUUUUGUGAAAUAAAAAUAAUUUUUUGAUGAUCAGGUGUAAAUAUUCACUUUUGAAUGGCAUGUGCCUUUAAACUGAAAUUAACAACUUGUAAUAUACUGUGCUGUACAACUGGCAAGUUUGCCUUUGCUUGCUAAACAAUUUGAUGAGCUGGAUUAGCAAGGCAACAUUAACCAUUCAAUUGAUGCAAUAUCAUGAGGUUCACAAUCAUGCGGGUCGAUGGCUUUUGACUGCAGCGGUGCCAUACCUGUUUCUGAUUCUCUGACGCGGAAUAAUCAAAAGUGUUCUAAAGAUGUCGUGCAAUGAAGCUUGGACCAGAGAUGCUAUUAGACUGCUUUUGGAAUUCCGGGCCGAUGAGAACGUGAAGGCUCAAAUGGACGGGACGAGUAAAAAUCAGUACGUCUAUCAACAGAUCGCCAAGGCUUUAGCGGAGUGCGGAGUCCGGAAAACCCGACUGCAAGUGAAAAAUAAGCUGAAAUACACCAAGGUAAGGUGGUUUCAGUCACUAAGGAACGUCAAGAGUGGGUGCCAAAAGAAAGUGGGUGCUUUUGACGCACUGUGCAAGGCGAUAUGGGGUGAUGAUCCUCUGUGCACAAAUCCAGAAGCCAAUGAUAGUAAGGACAGGGUGACCAAUGAAAACGCAGCAAGGGGCCUGGAGAGUGCUCUUAGCAGGGAUGUACUGGUGAAGCAAGAAGUCAAUUCCAUCGACUCUGCUGAUGGUGAUGGGGACGAACCCUCGUUCGGUUGGGAAGAAGAUUCCUCUCCCCUAUCUGGCUCAGUUUCAGCAACUGAAGAUGAAGACCAACAACAUGCAUUUGAUCAGAGGAUGAAGAUUAAUGUUAAACAAAAGAGGAGGAUGAGUGAAAGUGAAUCCGAAGAUGACAAUGAUGGUCCCUUAGAUCGCCAGUGCCUAAUGCUUUCGUUAGCUGCUAAGAAGCGAGAACUGACCAUAGAAGACCAGAGGAACAUCAGGAAGUUUUCUGAAGAACCGGGUUCCAGUAUAAAUAGCAGUAUGAGAGCCCUUACUGCUCGGAAACGGAGGAAAGUAAGGGACACUCGGCUUGAGGAGAUAACCUCUGCAGUAUCCAGAGUGGUUGGGGUCCAGCUUGAUCGACUUCACGAGAGGUUCCGCCGGGAGGAGGAGGAGAGUCUUGCCGCCCAGCGAGCCUGGGAAGAGAAAAUGGAAAGAAGGCACCAAGAAUCGCAACGGAAACUCGUAGAAGAACUCAACGCCGGCCAAAUGCAAGUCAUGGAAAUGUUCACCAAGACGAUGUGUAUGAUGACUUCUGGUGCACAGCAUCCGUCGCAACCGCAACCUGGCCGAGGCGUUCCACUGAAUCAUCAUACGCAACAUGUUACGGGAGUUUGGACGCUUGAAGAGGAGAAAUUGCUUCUGCAAUUCCGGGCGGAGAAGCGGGUGAGGGAGCGGCUGGACGGUACGUGCAAUAAUAAGCACGUUUAUCGGGACAUUACUAAGAAGCUGGCCGAGCGUGGAGUGGUGAAACAGGCCAAGGUGGUAAGAAACAAACUGAAGUAUCUCCGAAGCAAGUGGCAGAAGGCGUUGCUCAGGGAAGGUAGCCGAUGCGAGGGCGAAAAGAAAGUCAAGAUUUAUCACAGGGAACUGUGCGCGGCAAUAUGGGGGCAUAACCCUGGUGGUAUGAGUGAUGGUUUGCCUAAAAAAAUGAUAGACUCGGAUUGUGAGGAUGAUGAUGACGAUGAUGACGACGACGAUAAAGAACUUGUAGAGCAGGAAGAAAAGCCCAUUGCCUGUGUUGAUGCCAGAGAGCCUGGCUGGGAGGAAGAAUCUUCAUCGCCAUCAGGCUCUAACAUUAGAUCAUGUUCAGUGACCGACGAGGGGGCCCGUUGUGCCAUCGGUGACGACCUGAAGACUCAUUCAGAUGCAAGCAAUGCAUCCUCUGUGAAGAAUACGGAUGAACUGGAGAAGUCUGGGCACCAGGGGACAAUGCUGGCAGCAACCGCGUCGGUGAAGGAAGAACCCAAUGAUAUCCAUGAGAGCGAAGUUCAUCAAAAUCCUCGCCAGGAGACGGAGGAGGAUGAGCAUCUUACCGCUCAACAAGCCUGGGAAAAGAGAAUGGAAAGGAUCCACCAAGAAUCGCAAGCGAAGCUCAUCGGUGAACUGAGAGCGGGGCAAGAGCAGUUCAUGGACAUGUUCACCAAGGCCAUGGGCUUGAUGACUCCUGGGGUGCAGUAUCCGCCACGGCCUCAAACUGGCCAAGGCGUUCCAUUAUUAAACCAUCACCCGCUGCAACCGCAACCUGGCCAAGGCAUUCCAGUAAAUCAUCAUUCGCUUCAACGUCAAUCUGGCCAAGGAGCUCCAUUAAACCAUCAUCUGACAAGACCGCAACCUGGCCAAAGCAUUCCAUCAAACCAUCAUCCGCUACAACGUCCAGGAGAAAGAAGCCAUACUAAACCCUCAUCAUUUCGACAACCUAAUACAAGUUGGACGAAAGAGGAGGAGCUCCUGCUUUUGAAGUUAAGGGCUGAGAAGGACAUAACGGAUCAAAUGGACGGGACGUGCAAGAACCACGUGGUUUACCAGCAAAUUGAAGAGAGGUUGGCCGAGUGCGGGAUCAUGAAAGGCACAAUGGUUAUCCGCAACAAGCUGAAGUACCUGCGAAAGAAGUGGCAUUAUGAUCUAGAGCAUAACAACCGAAAGAGGAAGUUUGGGCCUCUCUAUCAACUCUGCGAAGUAAUCUGGGGACAUCCGUCCGGCCCUGGUGACACCGAUAGCAACAUGCCCGAUGAAACCGCAAAUGGUGACUUGGAUUAUGCUGAUGAUGAUGACGAUGAGGAUGUCGAUGAUGAUAUGGCGAGUUUUGGAUAUGAGAUCGAUCGAAAGCCUUCCCUCAAUGCCACGGAAGGGACGUCAUCAUCCAGCCACUGGCAAAGAGAUAUGUCUGAUCAGUUUGAUCUAUCAAAGUUUGACAUCGAUUAAGUCACUCCAAUCAGUUGCCACCCUAUCUCACCAAGGGAUGAGUGCAACCAUGUUGGGAUUUGCAAACUUUUGUAAAGAGUUGCAACUGUUUGUGAAUGUUGGUUUACAACAUCAAAAGCCGUCUGCGAGUAGAUGUGACCAAUACACAAAGGUGUGUUGGUCGUUGGAUGAUUUUUAGCUGUUAGAAUUCAAAUAUGGAAUUUUUUUCAGCUGCUAGACUUCAAAUUUUGCAUUUUUUCCAGUCAUUAGAAUUCAAACUUGGCAUUUUUCAGCCGUUUGAAUUCAAACUUUGCAUUUUUUCAGCUGUUGGAAUUCAAAUUUGGCAUCUACAUGUACUGUAUCUUCCUCUCUUGGUAAUGUAAUGAGCUCUUAAAUCUACAGACAUAGAUUAUUUCCUGAAAUUUUCUACCCAUUCCAUGCAUGAAAAGGGACGAGACAAGACAAAAGUACAAAAAGAAUUUAUUUUGAUGUUUAAUCAGUUAAUUAUUCCAAUAGAUCUUUUACAUCACAACCAUUUAAAAGGCACACACGUUCGUAUCGUCUAGUUAUAAUUUGCAUAGUUAUAUAGUUUGGUACCAUACUGCCAUACUUUGGCAAAAGGAAGCAAGUUACAAAAGUAUCAUUUGUUAUAAAUGAGCAAUGUGUUUUUGUGAUUUACAUAGGCGUCAAUGCAAUUUAACAGCAUAUUGUCUUCAAUAUCUCUCCAUAUAACGAUCAUUUCUUCCCCCAAUUAUUGCCUCAACGUGGGGCAUACAAAGGGUGUUAACAAUAAUUGAAUUAUGACUGAUGUGUCACUUGCUUCCUUUUGCCAAAGUUGGGCAGCAUAGCCAGGGCAUAUUCUAGUUUAACUGGGCUAUUUAAAACCAGAUGAGUGUUUCAUAAAGCUGUUCGUAAGUUAAGAGCGACUUUAAGAUCGACUGGUGAUCCUUUCUUGUGGUAAAUGAUAUUGACCAUUAAAUGUUCAUUGGUGAUUAUUUAGAGCGUAAGAAAGGUUCACCAGUCGUUUUUUAAAGUCGCUCUUAACUUAAGAACAGCUUUAUGAAACACCCACCAGGUGUUUUAUUUUACUGGGAAGGGGGGUGAAUAUGCCCCCCCCCCCCCACCAGCCCAUCAGAUCUCAGCUACCCUGGAAAUCUGCGUGCACAUAAAGAUAUAAAAAAAUAUAUUUAUAUAAGUACAUGUAUACCUAAUUAACGAUCCCCAGAAGUAUUUUUUUCUUCCUAUAAACUCACAAUAGGUAGUAAAAUGCUAUUUAUUUAUGUUGACUCUCUUACAGCUACCUGCAAAUUAGAAUUAAUUUUCUAAGUGUGUAAUUAUUUUUUCAUUUCUUCUCUGUUUCUUAAUAAUUUAUCAAUGAAUUUUGUCUGAGACCUUUUACAAUGAUAAAGUGUAAAAAAAUAAAUCCCUAUCUUCGGGAUAAAGCAAAAAUCAUCUUAGAUUUCUGAGUUUUGGUUGAUAACACAAUUUGCUUUGAUUUUAUACACAAAAUCAUAUUUCUGAACAAUUUUAAGGUUGAGAUGCAUGUAUAGAAAAGUUAGGAAUUUGCAUCAGAUUUUUCAUGAAAAUGGUCUCAAAACAUGCACACGAUUUUUGACGGAAGAGUUUUCACCAAAUUUUGUCGAAAGGGGAGGGGGUGGGGGUGGUUCAACCCUCAUUAAGUAAGGGUUUAAAAGAUAAGUAUCCAGUCAAAGUAACAGUUUGGAUGUAUUAUUUUGAAUAUUAAUUUUGAAUACUAGUGUAAAUGAAUUAUGCAAUUGUAAUUUAUUAAAAAAUAUACAUGUAAUCCUACGCAUACAAUUGACAUCACAGUUUUGAUUAUUUUAUAUAAUUUAUUUUCUAACAUGUAUUUCUGAUAUGAUUAGUUGCAUGCAUCGGCGCGUUGUUAUGUUUGUGAAUAUGCACUGUACGAGUAAUGUUCAUUAUUAUUAUGACAAUACAUGUACAGUAAUUUAGAUUAAAAUAACCCGGGUAAAUUGCAUACAUGUCCGUAGACAAGAUGAUGUAGUCUGCUGUGCAACCCUUCACUUGAGUUCAGUGGUCUGGUCUGAAUAUGCAGCCUACAAUGUGUACAGAAGGCUCUCUCGUUCAAACAGUAAGCUUUAUAUGCGUGUGCUAGUCUCGUGUGAAGACCCAACCGUGGAUCAAAGUUUCAAUUGGGGUCUGUGUCCGCAGACUAUUCAUGAUUCAGUCAUAUUGUUAGUUUUUUAUUUCAUGCUCUGCAAAGUGACUGUGGAUUAUUAUGACACGACAUUUGCUCCUGGCCUUAUUUCGUCUGAUUCAGUCAUUACAUUGGUAGUUCUUUAUUUGGUGCUCUGCAACGUGACUGGAUUAUGGUAACACAACAUUUUCUCUGGCGACAAUUGCUCCAGGCCUUAUUUCAUCUAAGAUAUAGGGUUAGGGUUGCAAAAGGGUUUUUCGUUAGGUUUAGGAUAAAAUCCAGGGUUGAAGUUGGUAAUCCCAUUAAUGUGUGAAAGGAAAUGAUAUUGUCGCUGGAGCAAAUGUCUUGGGAAACGUGGAUUAUGAUAAGCUUUGAAAAAGGAGCAGUUAAUAAGGUCGCAUGACAUGUGAUUUAUACAUGUGACUCGUUUUCAUGGCUAAAAACUUAUUCUUUUUCUCUGCUUACACCUCUAUCCCACAAAAUGGUGGGUGUUUCAUUAAGCUGUUUGUAAAGGUACGCCUGAUGUAAUGCUUGACCAGGGGUGUGAGAGUUCAGAUUUUUAUCUGAUUUCAGAUUUUUUUUGUUUUGAUUUUCAGCUGAAUUUCAGCUUAUAUCUGGCUUUCCUCUGUACAAAAAAUAUGGGAGCUCUUUCUAUGUCAGACUUUUUCAAUACUCUUCAGCUUUUUUCAGAUCUUUUUAUUUGUGACCACUCACACCCCUGUGCUUGACUGGAAUGCAAUCUUAGUUGCUAAGACAUCUAUAUAGGGAUAUGACAUUGAUUACAAGAAAGGGUCACCACUCGUGCCUGAAGUCAUUCAUAACUAGCGAACAGCUUUAUGAAACACCCACCUGGUUCCAUUUUACAUAUGAAGAGCUCUCUCGCAAAAGGGGUAGGUCCACACAGUAUUUUUUUGGAAAAGAAUAUUAAAAAAAAUAUGAAGACAGGUAGAUUUAUAUUAUACCCAAUGUUAUGUUCUCAUGGUAGGGUAUCAUGAAAAUUUAGUUUCGCAUAAGAAUAUUGCCAUAUGGGAGAAUUAAAAAAAAUGAUUUUCUUGGAGUGGACCUAACCCCUUUUGAAAACAAACUAUUCUAAAAUGAGAGCUAAUUUGUCAAAAGAGGUUAGGUCCAUUGUUCAUAAAUUUUUAUUGUAUUCUGUCUGAAAACCUCUAAAUUUUUAGUCAUUCUGAUGAAAACAAAAAGUUGAAAUUCACAUGAAAAAUCACUUUUUUAAUCAAAAUAGAUUGGAUUCAUUUCAGUUUAGUUGCAAAAAUAGAAAACAAUUGAAGACAGGUAAAUUUCUUUUAUACCCAAUUUUAUGUUCACAUGAUAGGGUAGUACAUCAUGACAAGUUAGUUUCUCAUAAGAGUAUUGCAGUAAGUGAGAAUAAAAAAAACUUGGUUUUUCUCGGAAUGGUAAAAAGUGGACCUAACCCCUUUUGCAACUAAACUCUUCAUAUACUAAAUUGCUCCCACUGCUUACUAACUCUUUCCAUCGGCUUGCUUCAAGUUAUGUUACAGUAACAUAUUAAUAUUAUUAUUAAUAUAUGGAAGCGCCGUGGUGUAGCGGUUCCGACUCUUGCCUUGUAUUAAAUCAGAGGGUCGUGUGUUCGAAUCCCACCAUGGCCUAGCGUCCUUUGGCAAGGCGUCAAUCCACACUUUGCCACUCUCACCCAGGUGCUAAUUGGGUACCGGUAGGAAACGACUAGUCUGCAGGCACAGACCCUGAUUGGAACUUUGAUCAAUAAGUGUGCCUCCACGCAAAGACUAGCACAUACAAAACAGCGAGAGAGCCUUCAGUACACAAGGCAUGAGUAGGCUGCACAUUCAGACCCUUAACUCGAGUGAAGGGUUUGCCCAGCAGACUAGGAAACUACUGCCAUUGUGGUUGGUUUAGCAAAUGUGUGCCUAACAGGCUGCUUGAAAUGCUAUGAAUCCAAUGACCGGGUAAUAAUAAUUGUGAAGCGCUUUGAGCAGUCGUAGACUGAUAAAGCGCUAUAUAAAUGCCAAUUAUUAUUAUUAAUGAUAUUAUUAAUUGACCUUUCAGUUGAUAUCAUCAUCAUGGUGACAAUUAUAAUAACAACUUAGGAGGUAAAACUACUACACUUAAACUACUGCUGCUGCUGAUGGGUAUUUUAUGGUAAUAUUUGCCAUUAUUGCCAUUAAACAUACACAACAAUGAAAAUAAUAAGUUUAGUACAUAAAAAGCUGUUGAAAGUACAAAAUAAAAAUAAAAUGUCUUGAAAAUGCUUUGAAAUUUCAAAGCUCAAAAACUUCAAGGGCAAGGCCAAGGCUUUGAAAAAUAUCGGCCUUUUGGGCCAAGAUGGAGCAUCAAGGCACUAUAAUACUGUAAUGUAAUGCAUAUUUUAUAAAAAUGUGGAGUAAUUGUAAACAAUAAACAGAAAUAUAACUUUGCAUUAUUUUAAAACGAGUGAUAAAUCAGGGUGUAGAGAUACUGUUUUUUUGUACUCGAUGAUGCAACCGUGAUUAAAUGAAAUUUUGAAAUGAAAACUGGAAA
This is a messenger RNA of Lytechinus pictus (painted urchin), 8013 nucleotides long. RefSeq lists its product as uncharacterized. NCBI's taxonomy places the organism in Eukaryota, Metazoa, Echinodermata, Echinoidea, Temnopleuroida, Toxopneustidae. The transcript is spliced from 5 exons. The coding region runs from base 678 to 3341 and encodes 887 amino acids. The record is from RefSeq and is a predicted model, not a curated record.